GCCAACUCCAUGUCCUGUCCCGUUGGGGGUCCCGCCGACUACUCUUCUACCGGGGGUCCUGCCAACUCUAUGUCCCAUGCCAUUGGAGGUUCCACUGGGGGUCCUGCCAGACCUAUGUCCUGUCCCGUUGGGGAUCCCGCCGUCUACUCUUCUGCCGGGGGUCCUGCCAUACCCUUGUCCUUUUCCGUUGGAGGUCCCGCCGACUACUCUUCUACCGGGGGUACUGCCAACCCUUUGUCCUGCUCCGUUGGAGGCCCCGCCGGGGGUCCUACCAGCACCUGGUCCUUUUCCGUGGGGGAUCUUGCCGAGGCCUAUCCCACCGGCUCCGGUUCCUGUUCGGCCGAUACCGGGCUCUGCUCGGCCUCUGGAGCUGUCUGGUCUUCGCCCUCGAGCCCGGCCCCCUGAGAGCCGCAGUCUUCGCCCUCGACCCCGGCCCCCUGAGAGCCGCGGUCUUCGCCCUCGAUCCCGGCCCUCUGUGAGCCGCAGUCUUCGCCUUCGAGCCCGACCUCCUGUGAGCCGCAGUCUUCGCCCUCGAGACCGGCCCUCUGUGAGCCGCGGUCUUCGCCCUCAAGCUCGGCCCCCUGACUUUCCCGGCCGCGGUCCUCGCCCUCAUGCUCGGCCCCCUGAGUUCGCCCGCAGUGGCCUUCGCCCCUCCAUAACCCCCACCUUGGACUCUGUCUUGCCCCCGGGCCGUCCGCCCGAGUCCCCUUUCUCGGCUUCUGCCUUGCCCCCGGGCCGUCCGCCCGAGAUCCCUUCCUGGUCCUCUGCUGUGCCCCUGGGCGGUCAGCUGUACCCCCUCCACCCACCCUGGUGGCCUAGUGAUGCGUCCCUCCUCCGGACCCCCUCCACCCACCGUGCUUGAGGUUUUGGACUUUUGUGGUUUUGGGACGUCUGGGAUCCGUCCCUUGAGGGGGGGGUAAUGUCACGAUCUGUCUGUGUUGUGUCUUGUCUAG
Molecule: messenger RNA, 953 nt
Organism: Notothenia coriiceps (black rockcod)
Lineage: Eukaryota; Metazoa; Chordata; Actinopteri; Perciformes; Nototheniidae
Product: basic proline-rich protein-like
Exons: 2
Coding region: 77-862 (261 amino acids)
Source: RefSeq, a predicted model, not a curated record